Molecule: messenger RNA, 3656 nt
Organism: Amphiprion ocellaris (clown anemonefish)
Lineage: Eukaryota; Metazoa; Chordata; Actinopteri; Pomacentridae
Product: acyl-coenzyme A thioesterase 1-like
Exons: 4
Coding region: 1180-2451 (423 amino acids)
Biological process (GO): acyl-CoA metabolic process; fatty acid metabolic process
Molecular function (GO): fatty acyl-CoA hydrolase activity
Source: RefSeq, a predicted model, not a curated record
AGGUGAGUAUCAGCGCCGACGCAUUUCGCGACCCAGGAGGUCUCGGAGCAGACCAGGGUCACCCCUCUGGCUCUGACUCCGAGACCUCCUGGGCCGCGAGACGCCGCGCGCGGAACGAGAGGAGGAGCGACACACACGAGCAACCUCUCAGCACACGACGCGUUUCGCGGCCGAGGAGGUCUCUGAGCAGACCGGGCCCGUCCCUCACCCCGUGGCUCCGACUCCGAGCAAGAGAGUGACGAGCUGCGGGCUGAGGAAAUGACAGCGAACGCCGUGCGAGGAGCGAGAGGAGGAAAACGCAGGAAACGACAACCUCUCAGCACACGACGCGUUUCGCGGCCCAGGAGGUCUCUGAGCAGACCGGGCCCGUCCCUCACCCCGUGGCUCAGACUCCGAGCAAGAGAGUGACGAGCUGCGGGCUGAGGAAAUGACAGCGAACGCCGUGCGAGGAGCGAGAGGAGGAAAACGCAGGAAACGACAACCUCUCAGCACACGACGCGUUUCGCGGCCCAGGAGGUCUCUGAGCAGACCGGGCCCGUCCCUCACCCCGUGGCUCAGACUCCGAGCAAGAGAGUGACGAGCUGCGGGCUGAGGAAAUGACAGCGAACGCCGUGCGAGGAGCGAGAGGAGGAAAACGCCGGAAACGACAACCUCUCAGCACACGAUGCGUUUCGCGGCCGAGGAGGUCUCUGAGCAGACCGGGCCCGUCCCUCACCCCGUGGCUCCGACUCCGAGCAGGAGAGUGACGAGCUGCGGGCUGAGGAAAUGACAGCGAACGCCGUCACACGACGCGUUUUGCGGCCGAGGAGGUCUCGUUAGCAGACCAGGCCCGUCCCUCACCCCGCGUGCGGCUCUGAGGAAAUGACAGCGAACGCCGUGCGAGGAGCGAGAGGAGGAAAACGCAGGAAACGACAACCUCUCAGCACACGACGCUUUUCUAACACUUCCCGCACUCUACCUGUCAUUUCUUCUCCUUUGUUAGCUGUGAUGGGAUGCAGCCACUGGUGGUAUCCCAUAGGAAGGAUGGUCAUGUUUCCCACCUUAUAUAAACAGUUUCAGUGCAGCUUGCUGUUACCUUACAAAGGAAGAGGAGUAUACUGUGAAGCAUAGCAAAACCUCUGUGUCUCUUUGGAAUGUUAACUGCACAAAUUCUCAAUUUAUCAGAAAACAGCAGGAGAGAUGUCUUCCCAAGUCAGACUGAGGCUGCUGCCGAGUGCCAAGUGUUUGUUUGAUGAGCCUGUUCAGGUGAAGGUGGCCGGACUGAAGUCGAAGCAGCUGGUGACCAUGAGAGCCAGAUCGACUGAUGAUAAAGGGGUGAUGUUCAGCUCCUCGGCCACCUACAGGGCUGAUGGGAGCGGGGAGAUCCACCUGGACAGAGACCCCUCACUCAGCGGGACUUAUGUUGGGGUUGAGCCCAUGGGUCUGCUGUGGUCCAUGAAGCCAGACACUUUGCACAAAAGGUUUAUAAAGUUGAGUUCACUAAACCCCCACGUGGUGAAGUUCUCAGUGCACGAGGAAGAGGAGGAGGAGGGCAAGAUGCUGGCAGAGGUGAUUAACGAGAGGAUUCUGAUUGGAGACGGGGUCAGUCGACUCCCUGUCAACAAGGGCAACAUCCGCGGGGUCCUGUUUACUCCCCCAGGAAGAGGUCCAUUCCCUGCUGUGUUAGAUCUGUACACUUUUGGUGGAGGUCUGUCGGAGAAAAGGGCCUCUCUGCUGGCCACCCGAGGAUUUGUGGUUCUGACUGUCGCGCUGUACGGCCACGAUGACCAGGCAAAGGAUGUCAAAGCAGUCCAUAUGGAUUAUUUUGAAGAAGCAAUUGAGUUUCUAAAAACACAAGACAAGGUGGGCAGUGAAGGAGUUGGUUUAAUAUCCCUUUCAAAAAGUGGAGAUAUCGCACUUUCCAUAGCCUCGUACCUACCAGGUGUUGCGGCCACUGUGUGGAUCAAUGGCUGCUCUGCCAAUACAGUGUUACCCCUCCACUAUAAGAAAAGAGAAAUCCACUCUGUGUUGACGUAUGACGCAAAGAAAGCCUUUCUCACUGAGACAGGGGCCGUCAAUAUCAGAAAUGUUCUGAACAGCCCCCUGUUAGACGAGAAUAAGACCGCCCUGAUCCCCAUUGAAAGAGCAAAGGGACAUUUCCUCUUUGUGGCCUCAGAGGACGACUGCAACUGGGACAGCAACACUUUCAUGAAUGAGAUGGUGGAGAGACUGAAGCGUCAUGGGAAGGAGAACUUUGAGAGUGUGUCCUACCCUGAAGCUGGGCACUACUUGGAGCCACCUUAUGGACCCUACUGCCCCUCCAGCGUCCAUGGAGUUGUAGGUAUGCCAGUCGUGUGGGGGGGUGAGGCCAGGUCCCACGCAGCAGCUGAAGUCCACAUGUGGGGAAAGAUCCAGGAGUUCUUCAGAACUCACCUGAGCUGUGAUGCUGCACAAACCAAUCCCAAGUUAUAGAUGCAAAUAGGAUGAUAGGAAAGAGAAAUGAUGAUGAGAGUACAAGACGGGGCUGGAGCACACUGCUUCUUUCACCGCCUUUUAUUGUCAUCAAAGACUAUUGAGAACAGAAAAUAUCACUUUCUACUGAGAGAUGAUUGGUCAGGAUGAUCAAGAGUCAACCAAGAAUCACCAAAAAGUAGGUGUGCAAUGAAGAAGAAGCUACUGGAACAGUGACAUCAUUGUCUCCAGUCAAAUACUUUUGACAUCGACAUGGGCUGAAAGGCUACGAGCAACAAGGAAGCUCUUCCUCUAGAAGCAGCCCCUUAAAGCUUGACAGACCUUUCCUUUGUCUAUGCUGUUGACCACAUAGACAAGGAAAGGUCUUCUGGAGGAAAAUUUUGUGGUCAGAUAAUACAAAAACAGAGCUAUUUUGUCACAGUGACCAGAAAUAUGUUAGCAGAGAGAAGGUCAGGCCUUUAACCUCAACAACACCAAACCUACCAUCAAGCACGGUGGUGGCAGUAUUAUGCUCUGCAGCUGUUUUAAUGGCGUUAAUGAAUUAAAGCAAUGCACUGUGGUAAGUGGAGAGACUCGCAUCAGAACAAACUGUUUGUAAUGUUUGCAAACCUUAGAAUGCAGUGUAAAGCCGUAUUUAUUUUCGUCGAAUGCCACAAUUUCUAAUUCUAAAUCUCUUGACAUUUAAACCUGGUUCUAAUCUCACAAAACUGAAAUGUGAUUUGAUGUGUUUUUGAGGAUUCAGUGUAACUUGGAUGUUACUUUAGCCUCCAAAUUUACCUUUACUAUAUAAUAGCACAUAGACGGUAAAAGAUUUGCUUCUCUGCAGAUGUUGCAUGUAAACCUUUUUGUCUUUGUUUAUUCCAAAAAAAUGUACCAUUAACUAGACUAUGGUAGCUGCCAGUGAUUAUUGUGGAAAUUGUUUCUUAUGUGAAUGUAUGAUUGUUUAGUCUAAUGUAUAACAUAUCAGAAAGAACCACAAGUUUUUUUUUAAUUUUGUAUCUUAUAAAUCAGAAAAGCAGCGUAUCCUGACAUAUUAAAGGCUUGAAGCAGAGAAUGAUUACUCAAUUUUGCUUGAAGAACAACCCGUGGCUGAUGGUUUUAAUCAGUUCAUUGCUACAAAUAUAAAUGGGGCCUUAUAGAGUUGUACUGUAAAUUAACUGUUAUGAUUAUUUUGUUGAGAGAUGUUAUAUAAAAUAUCAGAAGAU